AUGACAAAACCAGAAUUGGCAGCCGAUGAUUUAGACGACGGAUUGGACUACGAGUUCGACUCCACCGUAGCAGACGACGUAGAAAACACUGAAGAAUUUGUGGAUGAUGGAAAGGGAGGUGUUAGCGAUGAAGACCAAUUCGAAACUGAAGAAUUAUCUAAACCUGAGACUGAAGGUAGAAAGAAAAGGAAGACCACAGAUUCUAAAUUUAAAGAAAAGAAAAGGUUAAAGAUGGAAAUGGAUUUAGAAGCAAAGAAGAAAAUCUCUGCUGAAUCAUCUCCUGAAGUCAUCACCGAUUAUAUCAAUCAAAUUGUUAGCCAAAAAAAUAAAAAAUUGAGUAGUUUGGAAUUAUCUGACUUAUACAUCUCCAAGACUGAUGUCAGAUCUACAGCUGAAUUCUCUGAGAAGAGAAAUUUGGACAAUUUACCAAAAUUCAUUGAUGGUAAGUUCAAUAACAUGUUGCCUGCCACUAAGAAAGAUCUGAAAAAGAAGAAAGAACAAAAGAAUCAAAAGAAUCAAAAUUCCGACGAGAGAAAAUUCAUCGGUAUCAUCUCCAUGUCAGCUAUACGUGCAUGUGACAUACAUAGAGCCACUAGAGACUUACUGGGUUCAUCAUUAAAAUUAAUUAAUAAAAAUAAGAUCAAUGUUGAUCUCAAACUUUUAACUACUACUAAUGCUAGAGUUUUAUGUUGUACUCCAGGAAGAUUACAAAAGGUUUUGGAAUCUGAGGAUUCACCUUUAAAAUCUGAAGAAAUUAAGAUCUUGAUCCUUGACAAUUCAUAUUUGGAUCAAAAAGGUCAAAAUAUUUGGGAUAUUCCAGAAACUAUUAAAGUCAUCAAACUGUUGACUUCUGCGGGUUCAAAGGUUUAUUUGUAUUAA
Molecule: messenger RNA, 879 nt
Organism: Yamadazyma jaroonii
Lineage: Eukaryota; Fungi; Ascomycota; Pichiomycetes; Serinales; Debaryomycetaceae
Source: the annotation of a GenBank genome assembly